Messenger RNA from Papaver somniferum (opium poppy), 1996 nucleotides. Its product is annotated as ADP,ATP carrier protein-like. The record is from RefSeq and is a predicted model, not a curated record. The coding region runs from base 450 to 1598 and encodes 382 amino acids. Gene Ontology annotation, cellular component: mitochondrial inner membrane. NCBI's taxonomy places the organism in Eukaryota, Viridiplantae, Streptophyta, Magnoliopsida, Ranunculales, Papaveraceae. Gene Ontology annotation, molecular function: ATP:ADP antiporter activity. Gene Ontology annotation, biological process: mitochondrial ATP transmembrane transport; mitochondrial ADP transmembrane transport. The transcript is spliced from 4 exons.
CAUAUUGUAGGCCAUUUUAAUUGUUUGCCAUUACUUAGGUAAAUUGGUAGGACUAGCUAAAUUCAUCUUUUUCAGCUAGCAAACUAAAGUUUUCCUCGUCUUGGGCCUCAAGGUCUACCAUAAGUUGAAACUUGUAGUUGUUUAUCUGCCAUUUAUCUAUUAUGUUACUGAUAAAUCUGAAUUUGUGUAACGCGAAUGGGGUUUCAAAGUAACGCGAAAUGACUGAAUUUUUAGAUGUUUGCAUCUGUAUAUUUGUUAAAGUAUUUUAUAGACAAAAAUCGUGCUCAUCAAAUCUUGAAAGAGGUUACUAGUGCAUGAACUUCUUCUCAACUUUUUAUUUCGUUAUGCAUGCAGCAUCAUUGUGGACUGGUUUCUGAAAUAUAUGGGAACUGGGAAAUCACUGUCUGAAUGUUGUGGAUUACCUCUGAGUGACCUCAUAGAGUGCAACCAUGGUGGUUGGACUGCAACAUCCAUCUGUAGUUGACAUGAUACGUAGUCAAUCUUAUCUCUACUCUAAGCUCUCUCCCAAUUUGGCCGUGAACACAGUUAGUCAGAAUAUCACCAGUUUACAUGUGAAUGGAGGUUUACAAAGUUUUGUGCAGCCCCCGAGCCAGGGAGAUAGCAUUUCCUUUAUGUCCCCUAUGACACCUGUAUUUGUGCAUGCACCAGCAGAGAAAGGUGUUCAAGGUUUCGCCGUUGACUUUCUUACGGGAGGAGUAUCUGCUGCUGUCUCAAAAACAGCUGCUGCUCCAAUUGAACGUGUAAAGCUCUUGAUUCAGAAUCAGGAUGAAAUGAUCAAGUCUGGUCGUCUCUCAAGACCCUAUAGCGGAAUAGCCGACUGCUUUGGUAGAACAAUGAAAAAUGAAGGCGUUCUCGCUUUAUGGAGAGGCAAUACUGCCAAUGUUAUCAGAUACUUUCCUACCCAGGCUCUGAACUUUGCUUUCAAGGAUUCCUUCAAAAGACUUUUCGACUUUAAGAAGGAUAGAGAUGGCUACUGGAAAUGGUUUGCUGGAAACUUGGCUUCUGGAGGUGCAGCUGGUGCUUCAUCCCUUCUAUUUGUCUACUCCUUGGAUUAUGCCCGAACACGUCUCGCAAAUGAUGCCAAGGCUGCCAAGAAAGGCGGGGAAAGGCAAUUCAACGGUCUGAUCGAUGUCUACAAGAAAACCCUUAAAUCUGAUGGUAUUGCGGGUCUCUAUCGUGGAUUUAACAUCUCCUGUGUUGGUAUCGUCGUCUACCGUGGGCUCUACUUUGGAAUGUACGAUUCUUUAAAACCCGUUGUACUUGUUGGAAAUAUGCAGGAUAGUUUCCUGGCGAGUUUCCUUUUAGGUUGGGGUAUCACAAUUGGAGCUGGUUUAGCCUCCUACCCGAUAGAUACUGUUAGAAGAAGGAUGAUGAUGACAUCUGGUGAAGUCGUGAAGUACAAGAGCUCACUCCAUGCAUUCACCCAGAUAGUCAAGAAUGAAGGUGCUAAAUCUCUUUUCAAGGGUGCUGGUGCAAACAUUUUGCGUGCAGUUGCAGGUGCUGGUGUGCUGGCAGGAUAUGACAAGCUGCAGCUAGUCUUGCUUGGUAAGAAAUAUGGAUCAGGUGGAGCCGGCUAAUAAUAACAGGGAUGAUGAGAUGAUGAGAACAUAGCGGUGUUAAUAUUUUUACAUUUCAGUGUCUUGAGGGGUUUUAGUAAGCUGUCUUUACUUUCUAGAUUACAAGACUGAGAGGAACUAGUCAGGUAUGGUAGUAGUGAGGUUUACAUAGUAUAGAAAUGGUAAAGUAGCAUCUAUCAAUCACGCAGUGAGCGAAGUAUGUUUUGGGUGAACAUAAAAGAACAAUUCUAUGUAAAAAUUAGUGUGGUCUUGAUGUGUAAAUAGUGGCCCAUGUUUUCUCUAGAUAUUCAGACGGUCGACAUUUUUGAAUGGUAAAAGCUGAAGUUAUGUCAGUCGAGGUUUUUCUGAACUGGUCUACUACGUAUUGUUUGAUUGCCAAUUAUUCGGUCUGUAUGAUC